Molecule: messenger RNA, 1942 nt
Organism: Bipolaris sorokiniana ND90Pr
Lineage: Eukaryota; Fungi; Ascomycota; Dothideomycetes; Pleosporales; Pleosporaceae
Product: glycoside hydrolase family 64 protein
Exons: 1
Coding region: 323-1633 (436 amino acids)
Source: RefSeq, a predicted model, not a curated record
CUCUUGGCGAGCAGGCGCCGACCGCUAACCGGUUUACCUACCCCGGCAAGACCAUCGCAUGUGUGACAUCAGCUGGAUCCUUGUAUUCACGCCUUGAAUUCCACGUCGUUGACGACGCGUUUUGCUAUCAUCCAUGUAUAAAAUCUCUUUGUUAUUUCAUGCAUUACGCGUCUAAGAAUUGACUUCACCUUGAAGCAUCCUUCACAUCGUCGUCUUCUUCUUUUCCCUCUUCGCAUUUCAAAGAACAGCGCCCUCAAUAUAUUUAUCCCUAUUUUUCUUUUGCUUCUACGCCUGCUAUCCUAGUCAUUGACAAUAGUCCAACAUGAAGGCCUUCAAGAGUUUCUUGAAAAAGCGUCGCCAGAGCUUUCAGAACCGCAAAUCGAAACCAGUGGAACAACCUUCCGCCCCUACCAAAGUCGACAGUCCCAUCGAGACGCCAGCACCAGCACCAGCGCCGGCGCCGGCGUCCCAGGCCAAUGGUGACCAACAGCAAGUAUUAGCUGAAGCCGCUCCUGGAACUCUUCAGCUCGCACUCCAGAACAAGUCCAACUCCAGCACGGUAUAUGCAUACAUCACAGGUCUUGCCCUCGAGCGGGGAAAUACGCCAAUUUUUAUCCAGUCAGACGGCCAGACUGUGUACUAUCCUGUAGCACCCAGUGAAAUCCUGCAACCACUCCAGGCUGACGUUGCCAUUCCGCUCGGUAAUCCCGGGAAUACUGUUAAUGUCAGAAUACCAAAGAUUGCUGGUGGUCGCAUCUGGUUCAGCAUUGGCGCGAAGCUCACCUUCCGGCUCAACCCCGGCCCUGCUGUCGUCGAACCAAGCGUAACCAACCCUAGUGAUCCAAACUUCAACAUCGACUGGACCUUCUGCGAAUUCACCUACAACGAUGCACAGCUUUUUGCUAACAUCAGUUAUGUCGACUUUGUCAGCAUCCCAGUUGCGAUGAGCCUCACCAACACCCAAGGUCGAACGCAGAGCGUUCCAGGCAUGGGUCCUGAUGGACCGAAAAUGUUACAGGAUAGGCUACGCGCCCAAGCACAAAGUGAUGGGCGCCCUUGGGACAGGUUGAUCUACGAGAAUAACGGCCGUGCAUUGCGAGUUCUGAGUCCAAAUAACCUACUUGUCGGCAAUGCGGAUGCGUGGGGUAAUUACUGGGAUGGCUACGUCCAAGCAGUGUGGAACAAGUUUCGCAAUGAAGACAUGAUCAUCAACACACAAGCUGCUGCUGGUAAUCUGCGAGGUCGCGUUCAGGGUAACGAGCUUCAGCUUGGGGAGGCGGGUUCUUUCUCUGCGCCAACAGCAAGAGAUAUUUUUACGUGCAGCACUGGACCUUUCCAAACCGGCUCCAACCAGGCUCGCAAUGCAGUCAUUCCUCGUCUCGCAGCUGCAUUCAACAGAAGCACUCUGCUUAACACACUUGGCAACCAAUUUCCCAAUGGCAGCAACCCGAGCCAAUACUACAAAGACCCAACGACGAACCACUAUUCGCGCAUCUUGCAUGAGAUUCAGAAGGAUGGACGCGGUUAUGCUUUCCCCUACGACGAUGUGGUCCCAGACGGUGGACAGGAUGUCGCUGGAACAAUUUUUGACGGAAGUCCACAGCUGUUUACCAUCGCUGUAGGCGGCAACUAGUAAUGCGAUUGCUGCUUUGUUAGGUGUUGUUCAUGUUUGUCAUGGUACAAAGAAUGGGAGUCUGUUGCCUGAGAGACUGGUUUUAGCAUGCAUCCUUCAUUACUAUAUACCUCUUCAUUGUAUUUUUUUCUUCGUCCUAGAAUACCAUUAUCUUCACAUUGAGGCAUCGUUGCCUAGCUUAUGAAAUGUCAGAGUCUAUUUGUAUAUAUAUCAAGUUGUCUUCUGCUCACUCAUGUUAAUUCCUACUUUUUUUUAGUAAAUGAUCCAUAUAUGUUCCAUGUUUGCCCCACUUGUAUAUUAGAAUAUGAC